Molecule: messenger RNA, 561 nt
Organism: Rhinopithecus roxellana (golden snub-nosed monkey)
Lineage: Eukaryota; Metazoa; Chordata; Mammalia; Primates; Cercopithecidae
Gene: PRKAG2-AS2
Source: RefSeq, a predicted model, not a curated record
AUGGAGGUUGAAGUGAGCCGAGAUCGCACCAUUGCACUCCAGCCUUGGAAAAAACAAAACAAAAAGCCAAGGCUCCUAAUGUACUCAUUUAAACAUCACUUGUGCCCAACUGGGUUCGGAAUUGUGCUGGGCAUGGGAUAUACAAAUUGGGAGCGGAAUUUUCAGGAAGCAGCUGUGCUGUGGGUGAUAGUCACACUUUAUUCUCUAAAACUCUCCUGUUUCAAUUGGCCUCUUGGUGCCAAAGCACCAUGGCGUGUUACACCUAUCAGAUCGGGCACAGUGCCCCUUCUUCCCAACCUGUGAUCUGAAAUGGCCAGCACUGCGCCUUCCAGAACCCAGCUUAGAUGCACAGUUGCCACGGAGGCAGGAAGAAUGAUUUGUUCGCCACCAAAAGCCCAGUUUCUCCAACAGGCCCAGACCCAGGCCUGCUGGGAGCACAACUCUCUCCCGUGCUCCCCCCACUCCACUCCAGGGCCACCCUUCCUUCCAGUCUUCCCCGUGGAGUUCGUGUUGGAAGAUGCCAGUGAGCAUGUCUCAGGGCUCUACGCCUUGCGCAGAUGA